AUGGCUUCUUUAAAUGAUAAUAAUAAGGAUUCCCAAGGGAGUCAAUUAAUAGAUUUAAAUGGCUCAGAAAAGAAUGACUAUAUAGGCUAUAUGUCACAUUUGCAGAAUAGUGCAGCUCAGUUGAGAUAUGAAAAUAAUAUUUUAAAGAAUGAUAAUGCAAAUUUAGUAUCUAAGUUGGACAGAGCUGUGAGUAAGAGUAGAAAUGGAGUAGAAAUACCAGAGAAAGCAACAACGGCAGAGAUUGCUGAGGCAUUUGAAAAAUUAAAUGAAGAGAAUUGCCGACUUAAGAGGGAAAUGGAGCGUUUAAUUCGUUCAAAUACUAGACUAAGAGUUGCAAUGCAAAAUAGGGAUCCUAGCUUAAUUCCCCCAGAAGAACAAGAUAAAAGUUAUUUCAUUAGCUCUGAAGAAUCUGGAACAAGACUCUGUCAAUGUGAAUAUAUUCUUAACGAGAUUCUAGAAGCGGUUUCUUAUAAAUUAGAAACUUAUGAAAAACAUAUUUGGGAACAUAGAUUGGCUACCUUAACAAACGAAAGAGACGAAAUUGCCGUUCAAAAUAUUUCGCUUGUUGAUAGGCUCGCUGAGAUCGAAGCAAUUAUCAAAGUGGAUCACGUCCUGGCAGAAAGAUUUAAUGUUCCUUUAGAAGGUUGUGAUGAAAAGAACCAAAUUUUAACACUGCAUCGCAAGUUGGGUUUUGCAUUGGAUGUAAACCAGCAACUCGAAAGAAGGUUAGCUUUCGAAACUCAAUUAUCAAGAUCAUGGCAAAGCAACAUGCACACAAUUGUCAGUGAGUCAAAUGGCUGUGAGAUAUUUAGGAGUAUAAGCUCUUCAGACCAAACCAAUAAUAUAGGUGCUGGAGGUAUUGUAGAGGCUCCUGGCUAUAGAAAAGCUGACAGAGAAAGCUUAAAGUUACUAAGGUUGGCAAAACAAAGAAUUGAAGCUGAUACAAAGAGACUAGAAACAUGUAAUAAAAGAAUUAUAGAAUUAGAAAAUGAAGUUGCAUCUUUAAGGGUACGUAAUCAUUCAUAUAUAUAUAUGGAAGGGGCAAUCAAUCAUGAUACUGCAAGCAAAGAAAUAAUGAAAAAUAUUUUACCUCCACCAAAAAUGUCCGCUCAGGACUUAACUGGAGGCUUAAUAAGAUCAUUUUCAAAAGCUCGAAAUGAUAAUAAUUUGUUUUCUGUUAACAACGAAGGAAUAUUGAAUGUCAAGUUAGAUAAGAUUUACGAAUCAAAAGAUGGUGACGAUCAUCCAGAGGAGAAUCAGGGAGCAACCGAAUGUGAGGUUAAUGGAAAGACGAGUAGUGUUUCUAAAGAAAAAGACAAAAGUUCUUAUGAAAUUCAAGAUCUUGAAGAAGGAAGUGUUACUCAUAGAAGUCAUCACAACAGUCAUCGUUCUCAUAGCCAAAGCCGACCUUUAACUCAUAGAAGCCACAAAUCUGCCUCAUCUAAUGAUAAUCAUUCUAAAACAUCAAAAACUCAUUCAUAG
Messenger RNA from Cryptosporidium ubiquitum, 1482 nucleotides. RefSeq lists its product as uncharacterized. The transcript has 3 exons. The coding region runs from base 1 to 1482 and encodes 493 amino acids. Lineage: Eukaryota; Apicomplexa; Conoidasida; Eucoccidiorida; Cryptosporidiidae. The record is from RefSeq and is a predicted model, not a curated record.